Dracunculus medinensis (Guinea worm) is the source of this 531-nucleotide messenger RNA. Lineage: Eukaryota; Metazoa; Nematoda; Chromadorea; Rhabditida; Dracunculidae. The record is from the annotation of a GenBank genome assembly.
GAGCACCAAGUUCCACCAUGUCAAAAAGGAUGUAUCAAAAAUAAAUUCAAUUUAUUCCAGAAAUAUUCACUGCGAUUCAUUGAACGACCUUCCAUCACUUCAACUGCAUUUAAAAGUAUUGAAGCGGAAGUUAUGAAGGAAUUAUACGAAAAAUUUUCCGCCGAGGAAUUCACCAAGAGAUUUGCAUUAGUCGAUUGCCGUUAUCCUUAUGAAUACAACGGCGGACAUCUAAAAUACGCUAUUAAUAUUCAUAAUCGCAAGGAUCUCAUCGACUACUUUUAUCCGAGUGAUCAGGAAAAACUUAACGAAAUGUUGCGGAAAAUCCUAAUAUUUUAUUGCGAAUAUUCAACAAAGCGCGGACCUGAUAUGGCUUUUGCACUGCGCUCUGAAGAUCGCAAUCGAAAUAUAUGGAAGUAUCCUACAGUUGAUUACAAGGAAAUAUAUCUUAUUGAUCGUGGCUAUCAGAAUUUUUAUGAGACUUUUGGGAGCCAAGUUUGUUUUUCGCUUUUAAUUAUCUCAUAUUUAGUGUAA